AUGAAAAAUAUCACCAAGCCAGUGGAACGGUUUCAGUCCCCUCUCAGCACACAAGCGUGCAUUUACAGAAAGGUUUCAAAACCUUUGAUGGAGAAAAAAAGAAGAGCUCGGAUCAACGAAUGCCUGGAGCAGCUGAAGUCUCUACUGGAGGAACAUUACUCCAACAACAUCAGGAAACGGAAACUAGAAAAGGCCGAUAUUUUGGAAUUAACAGUGAAACAUCUGCGGGAUUUGCAAGGUGCGCGCAAAGGAGUUCUGAUGCUGACCCAGGAAGGAGUGGCCGAAUACCAAGCUGGAUUCCGGAGCUGCUUGAACGGGGUCAGCCAAUAUCUGCUCCGAAGCAAAAGCACAGACGAGCAUUUGCGCCUGGGAGUGCUGAACCACUUGGUUAACGCCUUCCCUGUUUUCUCCGGCUCCCGUUUCAGCACCGCGGACAGCGGCUGCAGGGUCGAAGCUGUGCCGUCGCCCCGGGCUCAGGCCGCCCACUUCCAAGUGGUCACCCCGCCGCCGGGCGAGCUCUCUCCUGCCUUCACCCGGGUGAAUAGCCCUGCCAAGCCCACCUCUCCUCCCCACUUAGCUAGAAACAGCAGCCAGAAGAGGCCAGUGGAUGAGAUCAGAUCGGAUGAUAAGGAAACGGACAAGAUUUCCAAUUCGGAGCCAGCAAGAGUCCAACAGUUACCAUCUCUUAUUCCUCAGAGUGAACGGCCCGCUGACAAUGUACUUUCCCCUGAUUCAGAAACUCUCUGGCGGCCUUGGUAG
Molecule: messenger RNA, 759 nt
Organism: Rhincodon typus (whale shark)
Lineage: Eukaryota; Metazoa; Chordata; Chondrichthyes; Orectolobiformes; Rhincodontidae
Product: transcription factor HES-3-like
Exons: 4
Coding region: 1-759 (252 amino acids)
Biological process (GO): regulation of transcription by RNA polymerase II; anterior/posterior pattern specification; regulation of neurogenesis
Cellular component (GO): nucleus
Molecular function (GO): RNA polymerase II cis-regulatory region sequence-specific DNA binding; DNA-binding transcription factor activity, RNA polymerase II-specific; protein dimerization activity
Source: RefSeq, a predicted model, not a curated record